Messenger RNA from Caenorhabditis briggsae, 5502 nucleotides. NCBI's taxonomy places the organism in Eukaryota, Metazoa, Nematoda, Chromadorea, Rhabditida, Rhabditidae. The transcript has 29 exons. The record is from RefSeq and is a predicted model, not a curated record. The coding region runs from base 1 to 5502 and encodes 1833 amino acids.
AUGCCAACCAAAGGUGCCAUACAACUGGAAAAUCAGGAAAAGACUCUUGCUUAUUUCGUGACAACUACGGUGUAUCGAUUUAUUGAGCAUACAAACAAAAAGAUUGGAAACUCUAAAGUGCAUUUGACCGAUGUGAGAAAAUAUAAAAAUGAUGGAUCGCCUGAUUUGAUAGAUAAGAACCCGGAGUUUUACAGAAUGGUCUGUACGAAAAUAAUGGAAGAGGAUUUUGUUGAAGUGUCUAAAGAGGUGGACGAAAUGACAAAAGAAGAGAUUAUUAUUUUGAAAGUGAAAUAUCCAUGGAAAUCAGAAGAAUCUUUUCAAAAUGUAGACGAUUCUAGUUUUUCUAUCAUCCCGAUGGAACAAACAGAAAUUCAGGAUGUUGAACUCUCAAAGGAUGGAAAGUUAUUGUUGGAUGAUGCGUUGGCAGAAGUCGAUCGAAAGAAUCAAGAUGAGAAAACACUGGAAAAUCCUGAAUCAAUCGAACUUGAAAACAUCACAGCCCUAAUGGAACCGCCAAAUCCAUUCACCGAUGUUUUGAACUCACUAAAAAGAGAAGACUCCGUGGAGUUACAAGAUCCAACAAUAGUGGAAAUUGAUUUGAAUUUGGAAAAGUAUUCAGAAAAUAUAUCUCAAGUCUGUGAAGACGUCAAGGUGAGUUGUGGGAAAAGAUGUGAAUUGAAUGUUAUUCUUCAGGAAGUUCAACUAAAAAUUAACCAAGAUCUUCGCUCCAAAUCUGAAAACACUGUUUGGAAGGAAAUCAAAGAUUCAGAUGAAAGUUUUGUUGAGAAAGACGAGGAGUUCGAGGCGAAACUGGAAAAACAAAAAAGGGUACAUCAAGAGAAAUUGGAAGAGGCUAAAAGAAAAAGAGAAGAGAAACAAGUAAGCCGAAUGUUAAAAACGUAUGAUAUCAGUUUUAAAUUAACUUCCAGAAAGCGUUCCAAAAAGAGCUUGACGAAAUUCGGAAAAGACAAAAUCAAUGCCAGGAAUGUGAAACAGUUCAAAAAAGUGCCAGAAGAAAUGGAAGCUGGAGAAGAAGUUAUACAACUCAACAAAAGAGUGUACAUAUUAUUGGACAUUUUAUUCAACUCAUUCAAUCAACUAGGAAAUAUAAUCCUAAGUUCUCCAGAUGCCAUUUUCCUUCAAGUUCUGCAGAAAUGCAUUUGUGAGCAUGUCCAAAUUCUUCAUAAAAUUCUGGAUAAGACUGAAGAGACCCAAUUUGAUCAUAGCUGGUAUCUGAAGCUGUGUGACUUGUUUUCCUCUCUUAAAUAUGCCGAAAUCCCAACCACAAAGUCAUUGAGGAAAAUCUGCCAGGAUUGUUUUGAAAUCGAAAACUUGAAAUUUCCGGAAAGAGAGAUUAAAAGUUCUGUGGCUGUUAUUGAAGUGUUGGAGGAAUCAAAUACAUAUGACAAAGAUGAAUCGGAUAAAUUGCCGACCUAUGAAGCCACCUGCAAAACUUCUAGAAAAAGCAGAAGCCAUCGAUCAAAGAGUAGAGAUUCUAGAAAGGUUGCGGAACUGUUGAUUACGACGGAUAUGAUUACUUGUUUCAAGAGCUGCAUUGGUCAGAAAAACUACAAACACUUUUUCGAUAAAUACAAAAGAACUCUGUGCAAGGAUCUUGACAAUUUCACCAGUUUUAUAGUGGAAAAUGAAACAAGUAUGGUAAUUGCUCAGAAUAUAAGAAACUUGGCUAAAUAUUUGGAACAUUUUGAUCCGAAGUACCCGGGAAACGAUGUGAGAAGAACAAUUGGACUUGGGAGUGUUAGCGAAAAAAAUUCGAGAAGAAAUGAAAGAUGCUAUUCUGAGAAUGAAAGAAGAGAUCCAUUCAAAAUCAAUAACUCAGUUGAAAUGCUCAAAGUCAUACCAGAAAUUUUGAAGACAUCAAUCAUGAUGCUCAAACUCAAUUUUUUCAAUCUUCGCGAAUCGAAAACAUUUGACCAUAAUUUGAACGGCAGUCAUUCAAAUAAUUGGACGUUUGAAAAUGGAACGAGUGAUUUUUCAAUUGUCACCAGGGAUAUCCCUACGGCAAACAACUCGACAAUACUGUCAUCUGUCGAUUUGGGUAAUCGCGGAGAAACUGAAGUUGGAACGAUUGAUGCACGGGCCUGCCAAGCUUUGAACAAUUUACGACCACCGACACCAGACGAACAAAAAUCCAUUCAAAUGGUCGCUGAACUGUUGAUUUCUAAGGAUAUGAUUACUAGUUUCAAGAGCUGCAUUGGUCAGGUUUGUGUCGUUUUCCUGGUUAUUCUUACCGUUUGCCUAUAUUUACAGAAAAAUUACAAACCCUUCUUCGAUAAAUACAAAAGAACUCUGUGCAAGGAUCUUGACAAUCUCCCCAACGUAAUAUUGAAAAAUGAAACAAGUAUGUCAAUUGCUCAGAAUAUGAGAAAAUUGAUUAGACACUUGGAAAAUUUCAAUCCUCAGUACCCGGGAAAUAGUGGCCAAGGAACAUAUGGAGCUGGAAGUGUGAGAGAAACAAUUAACGAUGAUAUGAAGGAUGCAAUUUUGGGAAUGAAUUGGGAUUCUUUUUAUGAAAAAUAUAUUCCAUAUGUCGAUGAAAUUAUUGAUGCAGCUCGGGAGCAGAAAGUGAUUUUUGUGUGCAUCGAACAUGAGAGCUGCUGGUAUCCAAAUGUAAUAAACGAGAUUUCAUUUUCUUCAAGACUGAGUUCAGAUGCUGAUACGAACAGCGAAACGACUUCAGACAAAGAACUUGAUGAAACGAAUUCUGGCGGGAAUGAAGCUGGAAAUAACUCAAAUUCAUCUGAUACAGACCCUGAUCGAUGUGUUGAAACUGAAGACGUGCACCGAAAACCGGAAACGAUGAAAACGGAAAUCCAAGCUGAUUUGGAAUCUUACAAGAACCACAUUGAUACGCAAAUAGAAAACUUUGAGGCGGCAAAAAACGAUUUGAAAAAAGAAAUGGAACAGAAAGUAGUCCAGCUUGAGUCUGAAAUCAAGUGCUCAUUAUCCAAAACUACUGAUGCCAAUCAACAGAAAGUAGAUGAACUUCAAAACGAAAUUCAGCAGAAGAUGGAUGAUCUGAAACUGUACCUGGAGGAAAAGAUAGAGAAUCAUGUCACGAUAUUGAAGGUUCGUUUUUUCAACAAAAUGAAAAAACAAAUUAUAAAGUUUCAGCAAGUGGUCUCUGACAAUUUGAAGGAGCUUGACUCAAAAAUUGAGGAAAAAGUUGAGAAAAAGUUCGAAGAGUUACAAAACGAACUUCGAACAAGGAAAGAAGAAUCGGACAGGGAGCUUGAAGAGAGGUUGAAACAAAUGAUAGCUGUAACAGUUGAAAAGAGACUCGAGGAAAAGUUUGAAGAAAUGCGAAAUGAGAAGAAUGAAUCCGAAAGGAAAAUUAGAGAGAGGUUUGAGAAAGCAAGUGGUAGAUCACAAGCGCAGAAGGAUUCGAGCAUGAAUUCUGAGACAUCUGAAGUUCCUGAUGGGGAAGAAAUAAAGUCAGAGACUUCGGGUGGAAGCGUGGAUGACGAUCAGCAUGGUUCAGGAAGUUCGAUCUCGGUGGAAACCACGCCAGCAGCGAAUGGAGAAGAACACGUUGAUCAGCAAAUCAAUGAGCAAGAACAAGAUCCGGAAGGAACGGAGCAAGACCAUGUAUCGGAUGUAUCAGAAGGAUCGAUCUCGGUGGAAAGCAUAACAGCUAUUGGAAUGAAACGCAUUGCUCAGGAAGUCAGUGAUCUAGAUGUAGAACCGGAUGGUGUCAAUCAAGAUCCACAGGGUUCUUCAGAAGAAAGCGAGGAAGAAGAUAUUGAACAACUGUUAGCGAAACAAAACCAAUUUUAUGAAGAAAAAUUUAAGAAGAUUAGGGAUUCACGAAUUCAGAAAAAAAAGACAUUAUUCUAUUCUUUCCAGCAAAAGGAAGAGGAAGAACUUGAAGAAAUGGCUGCAAACAUGAGAGCUCGCAUAGCAAUACUUGUGAUCAUUCUUGUGUCUCUUCUUCUCUACUCUUUUUUGUCCCCAAUAAAUUAUUAUUUUCUGAACAAAAUGGUUGUUUAUCUGGACCUCACCGAGAAAACUAUUGGUUGUUUUAACGAAUGUGCCAAGAAGUUUUUGUUUCAGGGAAGUUAUGCUAAGUUUGUUGACGAGAAUCGAAAGUUCAUCAGAACGUUGAGUGAGAAUUUGAAAAAAGUGAAGUUUCCUGUGAAUGAAAAUAUAGCUGAUAUGGUAUCACAAAACUGCAAAUUUUACUUUGACUAUCUGACGAAAUGGAAUCCAAGGGACCCUCCUGCAGUUGUCCCCGGAACAACUCUCCUGGAAAGAUAUACUCCAUGCUUUGUAAAUGAUUUGAAACAGGCUAUAUCCACUAGGGUGAUUUUCGAAAGAGUUAUGUACAAAAAACAAGUGGUGUUUCAGAACUGGGACAAGUUUUACUUGGAAUACUAUCCAACCGCUGACUUUAUAAUAAACGAGGCAAGAAAGCAAGGUGUACUCGACUUUCAAGUUCAGAAGGGAUCAGGAUCAUACGAAUCGUUCCAUGAACGAGAUUUCGUAGUUAGAAACUUGAAGCUAAUUACGAAUGAUGCGAUCAGAGUAUAUCCGAGCACUCCACUGGAAACUGAAAAUUCAGGAGAAUUAAACGAAUCAAGAUCCAAAGUGAACAGUCCCAUUGCCACAGAUUCAGUGACCAACAACUCAGACGACUUUGUGCUUGAUAAUUCAACAAACAGUCUUCAAUGGGAUGAAGAUCAAUCGUUGGGUGAUAUUGAUCGAAGAAUAAAGCUGCAUGUAGAUGAGAUGAAACAAACAUUUCAAAAAGAUUGCGAGGAAAAUGUGGAGAAAUUCAUGCUGGAAAUCAAAGACUCAGUGAGCUAUAUGAUUGAAACAAAUGAGGCGAAAAAGACAGAGUUAGAAAGUAAACGGAAUCAGGAGAUGAAUGAUCUCAAAUUGUGGUUAGAAGAGAGAACAGAUGUGAGGGCAGCAGCUAUUGAAAAGAAAAUCUAUAAAAAAUUCGAGGAGCUACAAAACGAACAUAACGAAUCAAACAGGAAAAUAAACGAAAAAUUGAGCAGCUUGUUUGAAAAAUUGAAUCGAAUGAUGCUCAGCACAACCACAAAAACUCCCGAAGCAACCAUCGAGACGUUAGAUCAAGAGCAAAGAAAUGAUCCCAUUUUGAAUGGAACAAUAAUUGAAAACCAGAAUGUUUCAAUUGCAAAGUUGGAAAGCAUACCAGAAACCGAUUCACAUCAUGACAAAGAUCACGUUGAAGGAGAAGUCAAUGAGCGAGUUGACAAUUCAGACAGAGCGAACCAAGACCAGCAGAUCUAUGAGCGUUCUGAAGUUUCCGACCAAGUUCCACAAGUUUCUGGGUAUGAUAGUGAGGAAGAAAACCAUCAACGACGUUUAGCGGAACAGAACCGAAUUUAUGGAGAAAAACUGAAAACAAUCAAAGAGAGAAGAAACCAGUUGAACAAGGAGGCUACUAUAGAAAAUGGAGAGAUUUCCGAACGGAUUUCCAGGAACGCGGCUGGCCGGUACUCGGUUCAUUGA